AUGAAUAAAAGAGUUGGAUCUGUUGAAGGUAGUAAUUCUUCGUAUUUGAAGUCUGCUAAAAGCAGUGAAGAAGAUGCUUCAAAUAGACAAAAUAAUUAUAUAUUAUACUAUGAUAAGAAAAUUUGGCUUGUACAACAAUUUUUUCUGAAUUCACACUCUUUUCAAGAUUUGCUUGGUUUUGAUAAUGAAGAAUUACAAAUAAAUGAGAGUCAAAGUGAAAUUAAUAACUAUAAUAACUAUGAUAAAAUUAAUAACUAUGAUGAGGUUAAUGACUAUAAUGAGAUUAAUGUCCAUCAUGAAAUUAAUGACUGCAAUAAAAUUUUUAAUACUGAUUCUUUAGAUAAUAAAAAUAAU
Molecule: messenger RNA, 354 nt
Organism: Dentiscutata heterogama
Lineage: Eukaryota; Fungi; Glomeromycota; Glomeromycetes; Diversisporales; Gigasporaceae
Source: the annotation of a GenBank genome assembly